Molecule: messenger RNA, 720 nt
Organism: Zymoseptoria tritici IPO323
Lineage: Eukaryota; Fungi; Ascomycota; Dothideomycetes; Mycosphaerellales; Mycosphaerellaceae
Exons: 6
Coding region: 1-720 (239 amino acids)
Source: RefSeq, a predicted model, not a curated record
AUGGUCCACGAACGAGUCGCACCAAGCAGCGCACAGCGCAAAACCUGUAUGAAACGUCAGCUAUCGUUUGUCGCACGGGACGUCCCUCUGACAGUUGUGCUUACGCAGCUCAAACUCUUUAUCAAAAGCCGAGCGAAAGCGCUCGUAAGCAGCGCGCCUCCGAAGACUCGGUCGCCGCCGCAAAUGACGGACCAGGAGCUCUGCUCCGCCCAACUCCUCCGCGAGUUGGAAGAAUCAACCGAGUCUGUCGCCGGGAAGGGUGAAAAAUGGGUGGUGUUGAAGGUGAAGCCACGCCCUGGAUCGAGGAAGCUGGCGGAGAUGCCUCCAUCUCGCAGCGCAGCCUAUUCGUGUGUGUUGGAACGUGUUUUCACCGGAGAGCAUGAGAUCUUCAAGAUCCUCGGUCGAGUCGUUGAGAUGGCCGAAAGAAGUGAUGGGAGAAACGUCGUUGACAGUGGGUUUCUCUUUAUCGUGGCCCUAUGGGAGCUCAAACCUAUUCGUGCCAUAUCCCCGGGACCGCUCGAGAUGAUCUUCCUGAGCCAGUCCUUGAAGCUGGCCGUAGGCGUGUUGUUGGAGCUCCAAUUCCUGCGACUCAUCCUCCUGUGCCUUUUCGAGCAUAUUGCCAUUGCCAUCCUCACUGUAUUCUACACCUUCGUCCUCGCCCUUGGCUUCCACCUUGCGCCGCUUGCAUUCCCAUCUCUCCUCGUGGCCUGCGCGCCUUGA